Molecule: messenger RNA, 201 nt
Organism: Penicillium manginii
Lineage: Eukaryota; Fungi; Ascomycota; Eurotiomycetes; Eurotiales; Aspergillaceae
Exons: 1
Coding region: 1-201 (66 amino acids)
Source: RefSeq, a predicted model, not a curated record
AUGUCGGUGCAAGCGCCUGGCCAUAACAAACAAUACACAGAGAUUGAAGAGCAGAUUCUUGUCUACUUCAAGACACAAUGUCUUUCCUGGUCUGAAAUUGUUACUGAAUACAACAAACGAGUAGAUCUCGACCGGCAGAGAACACAGGCAGCUUUAGAAACAAAGUGGCGACAACUCAAGCCCAUAGUCUAUAUUGGGUAA